Messenger RNA from Hibiscus syriacus, 416 nucleotides. RefSeq lists its product as uncharacterized. Bases 71 to 340 code for a protein of 89 amino acids. The record is from RefSeq and is a predicted model, not a curated record. The transcript has a single exon. NCBI's taxonomy places the organism in Eukaryota, Viridiplantae, Streptophyta, Magnoliopsida, Malvales, Malvaceae.
AAUCCCGUGUAUCUUUCUAACACGAUCUUCUUCAAUUUCAAGAUACAAGAAUCAAGGAGUGUUUGAAAAUAUGAGUUCAGGCAGCAGAGCAUGGAUUGUUGCAGCUAGUAUCGGAGCCGUGGAAGCACUGAAAGACCAAGGCGUCUGCAGGUGGAACUAUACCGCAAGGUCAGCGGUGCAGCAUGCCAAGAACCAUCUCCGGUCUGCUUCACAGGCCAGGAGCCUCUCUUCUCAAUCCUCGGCUGCGAUUUCAAAGGGACUGAGCAGGGAAGACAAGUCCAGACAAUCGGAAGAGUCUUUGAGGAAAGUCAUGUACUUGAGCUGUUGGGGUCCAAACUGAGCUAUGCUUUGAGCUUUCCACUGGUUGGUCUUGUAAAGCAUAACUAUAAUUAUAAGCAGUCCAAUAUUAUCUCCAA